Messenger RNA from Coccidioides immitis RS, 1510 nucleotides. RefSeq lists its product as uncharacterized. Lineage: Eukaryota; Fungi; Ascomycota; Eurotiomycetes; Onygenales; Onygenaceae. Bases 438 to 1190 code for a protein of 250 amino acids. The record is from RefSeq and is a predicted model, not a curated record. The transcript has a single exon.
GGGGGAUAUGCUUGGGACUUGUCGACAGUCCAAACCGCCCUGAUCAUUUCAACCAACUUGGCCUACAAACCCAAGUUAUGCCGGAAGGAACAAUGCAUUUCACAAUCGCACUGAAAAGCAGCUUCCACAGGGGCCACACGCUCUGCCAAGCAGGAGAGAACACGGGCUGCUUUCCCUCUGUCCCGUGUAUGUCUGCACAUUCUACGGCUGGUGCAGUCAGCUGUGACAUACCUCCUCCCCCCUUUUUUUAAUUUUUUUUUUUCAAUUUUUUUUUUUUUUUUUUUUUAAUUUUUUCAUUGUUUCUAUUUCGUUUCUUUUAUAGCAGCGUGGUAUUAUAUCAAGCAUCGGGGGUUCUGCGAUUCAAAGAAUAUAAUAAAUACCUCUCAUAGCCACUCCCACACCACAUAGAGAGUGACUGAUUGACACAACACCAAACAAUGGCUAUGAUGGAAUGGCUUGCCGAAACAUGGAUUAUCCGCAUCCUCUUCUUCCUCAUCGCCUACUAUGCCGCCAACUCCCAGAUCGACCGCGCAACCCGCAAGGCCAACUCCGCCGAGUAUCGUGCCCGCAGAGCCGAACGUGCCCUGGAGAACGCCCAGUCGGACAUUCGCAUCAACGCAAACGAGUGCGUCGAGCUGCGCAAGAGGGUCAGCUAUCUCGAAGAGAAGAUGGACGAGUACGUGCGCGUGCUGGAGGCGCUGAGCGUGCCUUUCGCGUCGUCGGCCGUGGAGGACGACGGCGACAGGGUCGCGAGUAGAGGGGUCUGUGGGAGCAGUUCGGUGGACGUGGAAGCUCUGUCGGGCGCCCAGGUCGGGAUCCCAGCGUCCACUGCACAGGCCAGGUUGGAUAGUUCUCUAUCACACAAACAGCAGCCCCGGCAACAUCAACAGCAUUACAUUAUAAGAUCCAGCGAUGGAGCCAAGGAGCCCACGGGAAGAUCUUCAAGUUCCUCAGACCAAUCCACCUCGUCCAGCCUCGAGAGAAUAUCCGGGCUCCGGGACAGACUUGAAUCCCGCAAAGACUCUGUGAUAUCAGCUUUGAACAACCUGUCUGGAAGACGGAGCAAUCGGGGAAGCAGGUCCGGAGGGAUUUCAGCCAGUUCGAUCUACCAUACUAUGCCAGGUCGUGCUCUUGUACGGAUGGCAAGGAGAUCGCGUUCAAAAGCUAGCGAUAGUGAAGCUAUAGAAUGAACGUCCUGCGAGUGUGUGGCACCGUAAGAUAGCGAUGAUGCUGCCAGCCUUGAUGAUACCGUUUGUCACGACUGUCGUAUACUUAUAGAGCGUACUCUGCGGAUAACGAAAUCUUCGCACUAGGUAGUUAUUUUCAUGACGAACAAAGGCUGCCUCGUAUGGAAGAACUUCCGUGGAGUGUGGGGUGAAGAGGGCUUUUGUUUUGCAGUUUACCUACACAUACAGCAUUAGCGGCUUCGUCUGACCCUUUGUGUAAUAGGAAGAUUGGGUAUCGGGCUAGCUUCUUUUCGAAUAGAAUUCGGCGCUUCUGACUUUUUCCA